CUGUCUGCCCCUUCAGAUUCCAUCUCUCAAUGCUCCCUCUUCACACCAUCUCUUCCGUCUUUUCCUAUCUUUCGCAGUCUGUCUCCGUGCAAGACCAACAAUUUUACCAUAAUUGAAAAAAAAAUUAAUUUUCAGUGCGUUUCUGCAUGAAAAGGUUUUCUAGCAAAAUCCACUUUGUGCAUUGGUUCAUUGUCAGGUUGCUAUUUUGGAGGCUGUUUUCUUGAUAAGAUUUUCUCCAGGGAUUGGCAGUAACCGGCCAGAAGGUUAGAGGGAAAUCCUUUGCCUAUAUGGGUACAAAGAGUCUUAAGAAGAAAGGGCAUGAGAAAGAGAAAAUGCACAAUGCAGAGGAAUUCUUUUGCAAUGAAGAUGAAAAAAAUAAAGGAGUAUGGUGUUAAUGGCAAUGAUGUUGAACUAAGUCAUACUGAAAUGGAGGCUGUUAAAAUUGAGGAUGGCCUAAAUAAUCAAGAGAUAGAAAAUGAAAAGAAGAAGAAGAAGAAGAAGAAGAAGAAGAAGAAAAAGCAUGAGAAUGGAAACUCCGAGUGAGGUAGUGCCAAUGUAGAAUCUCAGGUAAUGAAAAAUGCGGAUGAUGGGCAUAGAAUCUCUAAUAGGGAAGAUAUCUCUGAGAUGAUUAAUGACAAAGAAGUAGAUCAAAGAAAGAAAAAAAGUAAGAAACAUAAACCGCACAAAGAUGCAGUUCAUGAUCAUGUAAUAAAAAGUGAAACAAAUAGAGAAGAGGUUGAAAAUGGAAGUUAUCAUGUCUAUGUCCAGAAUCCAAAGAAGGAGAGGAAGAAAAAGAAGGUGCAGCAUAAUGUGAAUUUGGAGAGUAGAUCAACAAAAAUCAUGGCUGAGACACUCAAUAAUGAAAGUAACAGAAUAGAAGAUGUGGGUACCACAGAUUUAGCUGAAAAUCAGGUUGGAAAUGGAAAGUUACGAGCUCAUACUUGUUAUGCAGCAGAUGGAAAAGAUAAGAAGAAGCGGAAAAGAAACGAGGACAUUGGUGGUGUUGGUCUAAUAAAUGAUGGUGUAAUUGAUGGAGAAGAUGUUGGAAAUGAAAGGGAAUGCUUGGUUGGAAAUAUCAUGAAAAAGGUUGAUCAUUCAGUGAAGGAUAGGAAGAAAAAGAAAAAACAUGAUGGAUUGGAAGGAAAAAUUGGUGAAAGAGAACAGGGAUUGGGUGGAGGCUUUGAGGUUACUGAUUCAUCAGAACAGUCUACACCAAAUAAAGUUAAGAGAGUAAGUUUUUUUUGAAAAUGCGGAGGUUUUCUCUUUUUCUGAAGGUCCUAGUAAUGACGGGACUCGAAAAGACAAAUGGUGCGAGUGAUACGGAUUGAGGGAGUAAGGUGAAGGACCCUUUAGCUCUACCUAUCGGGCCAAUCACAAGAGCUU
Messenger RNA from Jatropha curcas, 1383 nucleotides. The record is from RefSeq and is a predicted model, not a curated record. Lineage: Eukaryota; Viridiplantae; Streptophyta; Magnoliopsida; Malpighiales; Euphorbiaceae.